Molecule: messenger RNA, 1389 nt
Organism: Balaenoptera ricei (Rice's whale)
Lineage: Eukaryota; Metazoa; Chordata; Mammalia; Artiodactyla; Balaenopteridae
Product: nicotinamide N-methyltransferase-like
Exons: 2
Coding region: 609-1094 (161 amino acids)
Cellular component (GO): cytosol
Molecular function (GO): N-methyltransferase activity
Source: RefSeq, a predicted model, not a curated record
GGUUAUUACAAGAUAUUGAGUAUAGUUCCCUGUGCUGUAAGUAGGUCCUUGUUGUUUAUCUACUUUAUAUAUAGUAGUGUGUAUAUGUUAAGACUAUGACUUUUAAAAAAAUACAGAGCAGGAAAGAGUAAGCCUUUAAGUACUAGUCCUUAUUCAUACAAUAAUACGAAUGCAGCCCGCAUCCUAAGAACAGGUAUAGGUAAGAAGGAAAUGCAUGAGGUGAUGAGGAGGUUGAGUGGAGUGGCCAGGGGACAAAGGGAGGGAAAGGUAAUGGAGAGACUGGGGGCCCCAACAAAGUGCCCCAAGCUCACUUAAUAGUUUUGCUCAGCUGAUUCCAGGCCGACUUUCCGUUUCUGGAGGCACUUGUCUGGGUCGUGUUAAACACAGACUAGCAGAAAGAGAAUGGACUAACUGCCAGGGGUGCAUUGCCGACAGAGGGCCUGCAGGUAGACAGAGCGCUGAUCUCAGGGUCAGCAGGUCCUGGGCUUGACUUUGUCCACAGCUGGUUCAGGACCAGGUCUCUCUCUGGGACUCAGUUUCUUCAUCCGUAAAACCGGCGGCCUGCUGUUCUGGGAGCCUGUGCGCCAAGCAGAGAAUGGCCGGGAGUGAUGUGCGUGGUCUACGCGAUGAGUAUGACCCAGCUGGUCCCUCUUUCCUUUUCCCUCCACUCCAGAGACAGGGGGGCCGAGAAGGAGGAGCGCUUAAGGAGAGCCAUCCGCCAGGUGCUCAAGUGUGACAUCCUGAAAGAACGGCCCCUGGAACCUGCGGUCCUGCCCCGGCCCAGGGGCCAUCUGGUGCUGAGCGGGGACUUUGAGGCCAGCUUCUUCAUGGUGGGGGUCAAGAGGUUCUCCGCACUGCCCGUGGAUGAGAAAUUCCUGCGGGAGGCCCUGCAGGAGACCUGCUUCAUCACUGAGAAGCUGGAGGAGUUUCCGCAGGCCGCUGAGACCCGCUUGGAUAACUGCUCCGACUACACAAGGUUCUUCUUCCUGGUGGCCCGGAGAAGGGACCGAGGCAGCGACCUGGAGGAAUGGGCAGCAAGCAGGGCAGGGCUCCAUCAUCGCUCUGCCACCUCAUUCGCGUUCCUCUCCAUGUAGUCAGCUUUACGUAGAACCCUUACCAGCAAAUGAUUGCCAGGGGCACCAGGCAUUUCUCUGGCCCAAGGAAUGUGACUGCAUCUGUGCGUGGCACUACAAACCUCCCGUGCCAUUCUCCGAGGGCUCUCUCUUCCCUCCCCUGCUGGCUGGAGGCAGAGAAUCCAGCAGAGGACCCUGAGGCCCUAGGAAAUGACGGAGCUACACAGUAGAAGCCUGCCCAUCUGGAGCAGUACUCCGCCCUUGACCCCCACUACACUGAAAUGUGAUGUGAACCAAAAAUAAACAUUUGUUUUGU